GCAUUUACAGAAUUAGGGCACGCACAAUUAGUAGAAUCCUAAAACAAUAUACAGUGGCUCUAACAGCGUAGGAAGAAGAUCUGGAGGAGGCAGAAUGAAUAGAGAAGUACUUCGCCGGCGGGUGGAGUCCUGCAAGCCCAGCUCCUCAACGCUCGACGAAAUUGUCGACAACCUCCGCUCCAGCUACCGAGAGUACAACCGAAUCAAGAAGCAGCCCUUCACUACGUUUGUCCGGAAGACCUUGGAAUCACUCUCUCAGCAGAAGAUGAGCAAGAAGAAGAAGAAGCAGCAGCAGCAACCAAAGCCCUCCUCUCCUUCAACCCCAAGACGAGCCAAAGAGGAUUACGACGACGAAGAAGAAGAAGAAGAACAAGUAGAAGUUAGUCGGAAGAAGAAGCGGAAGAUAGCUGAUGGCGAGGAUGAUAGGUUGCAGCGAAUGGAAGAUUUACAUAUUCGAAGGAGGCGGAGUGGGAACCACAAUCGAACGACAUCGUCCUCGUCGGAAUCCGGUUCUGAUGAUCCGGAUUCGAGUUCUGACGGUGGAGAUGGGGCGGUGUCCACGUCGGAGGACGCGGUUUACGGAGAGGAACUAGAGGCUCCGCAGUUCGACGUGACGAAAUCGAAUCUGCUAGCAGCCUAUAAGGAAUUAAGCAAGAAGCCCGAGACGACGGCGAUGGAGGAGAAUGUGGAAGUGGAGGUUGCUAGCGAUAAGGCGAAGAGGGUUGAAUUGGUGGAUGGGGGGACUGAGUUGUCGAAGGGAAGGAAUGCUGGACGUGGGGGUAGGGGUGGCGGUGGUGGUGGGUGUGAGGUGGUGAAGGGGGAGGAGGGGCCGAGGUUUAGGGAUUUGGGAGGGAUGGAGGGUUUGCUUGAGGAAUUGAGGAUGGAGGUGAUCGUGCCUUUGUACCAUCCGCAGUUGCCGCGGUGGCUUGGGGUCCGCCCAAUGGCCGGGAUUUUGUUGCACGGCCCGCCCGGCUGCGGGAAGACCAAGCUCGCUCAUGCCAUCGCCAAUGAGACUGGUGUUCCCUUCUAUAAGAUUUCGGCGACCGAGGUUGUCUCCGGUGUCUCAGGUGCAUCAGAAGAAAAUAUUCGGGAUCUCUUCUCUAAAGCAUACAGGACUGCCCCAUCAAUUGUAUUUAUUGAUGAAAUUGAUGCAAUUGCUUCUAAAAGAGAAACUCUACAACGAGAGAUGGAGCGAAGAAUUGUGACACAGUUGAUGACUUGCAUGGAUGAAUCUCACAGGCUUAUACAUCCUGUGGAUGCUGAUUCAAAUUCAGAAACUUCGGACCAGAAGCCUGGCUAUGUUCUUGUAAUUGGAGCUACCAAUAGGCCUGAUGCUGUUGACCCUGCUCUGAGGAGGCCUGGACGAUUUGAUCGUGAGAUUGUCCUUGGUGUUCCAGAUGAAAAUGCAAGGGUUAAGAUUCUUUCUGUGCUUACGCGCAAUCUUAGACUGGAGGGUUCUUUUGAUCUUUUCAGAAUAGCCAGGUCUACUCCUGGUUUUGUUGGGGCUGAUUUAGAAGCCCUCGCUAACAAGGCCGGUAACCUUGCUAUGAAGCGAAUUAUUGAUGAAAAAAGGUCUGAUCUAUCAAAAGAUUCUAUAAAUGAGGAAUAUACUGAAGCUUGGUGGAGGCAACCAUGGUUGCCUGAAGAGAUGGAAAAGCUUACCAUCACAAUGGCUGAUUUUGAGGAAGCAGUUAAAAUGGUUCAACCUUCAUUAAGAAGAGAAGGAUUCUCUUCCAUUCCUAAUGUAAAGUGGGAAGAUGUUGGAGGGCUUGAUUUCUUAAGAAAGGAGUUUGACCGUUAUAUAGUUAGGCGCAUAAAAGUUCCAGAGGAUUAUGAGGGAUUUGGAGUGGACUUAGAGACAGGAUUUUUGCUCUAUGGGCCUCCAGGUUGUGGUAAAACACUGAUUGCCAAGGCUGUGGCUAAUGAGGCGGGGGCCAAUUUUAUUCACAUCAAGGGCCCUGAACUUUUGAAUAAAUAUGUUGGAGAAAGUGAGAUGGCAGUUCGGACAUUAUUCAGUCGUGCAAGGACAUGUUCACCAUGCAUACUUUUCUUUGAUGAGGUGGAUGCUUUGACAACAAAGCGAGGUCAAGAAGGGGGAUGGGUUAUUGAGCGGCUACUAAACCAGUUACUUAUAGAGUUAGACGGUGCAGAGCAUCGGCGGGGUGUUUUUGUAAUCGGUGCAACAAAUAGACCAGAAAUGAUGGACCCUGCAGUCUUACGCCCUGGUAGGUUUGGUAAACUUCUUUAUGUUCCUUUGCCUAGUUCGGAUGAGCGUGGUUUAAUUUUAAAAGCUCUUGGGAGGAAGAAGCCUAUAGAUGCCAGUGUGGAUUUGAGUGCUAUUGGGCAAAUGGAUGCCUGCGAGAAUUUGAGUGGGGCUGAUCUUUCUGCACUGAUGAAUGAAGCUGCGAUGGUUGCUCUUGAAGAGAAACUGAUGUCAACUGAGCGCAUUUCGGAUGCAGCUCCAUCGACCAUCAAGACAACACAUUUUGAGCAAGCACUGAGUAAAAUCUCUCCUUCUGUGUCAGAUAAGCAAAACCGACACUACCAGAACCUAUCAGAGCGUUUAAGGUCAGCGUGAGAAGAAUCAUUAGUCGACUUUCUCCUGAGCGGUGGCUAAGGGGCCGACAGUCAGCCGAGUUGCAAUGUAAAUCAUAGGGAAAAAAAAUGUAUGAAGAAAGAAGCUAGUGUUUUUUUAUGUCAAAAGUGAAUUAGUAAUUAAGCAGGUUUGAUAGUAGUCUCUAAGAAGCGGCGUUCCCCACAAUGGGGAAAGAAAUUUUGUGCUGAUGGAGGUCGUAGAAAUUUGUUGAACCACUGAGUUUUUCCGAAUCUUAGCAAUGAUGUGGAAAGUGAUUCCUCUGUCU
Messenger RNA from Alnus glutinosa, 2861 nucleotides. Its product is annotated as cell division control protein 48 homolog C. Gene Ontology annotation, cellular component: nucleus. Gene Ontology annotation, biological process: ribosome biogenesis. The transcript has 10 exons. Bases 95 to 2578 code for a protein of 827 amino acids. NCBI's taxonomy places the organism in Eukaryota, Viridiplantae, Streptophyta, Magnoliopsida, Fagales, Betulaceae. The record is from RefSeq and is a predicted model, not a curated record. Gene Ontology annotation, molecular function: ATP binding; RNA binding; ATP hydrolysis activity.